UGAGCAACAGACUAGUCGGACGAGUUUUCAGCUUUCCUUCCUUUGAGUCCAAGAUUUGACUUUAAAAAAGGAUUCAAAUCUACACUGAUCUCUCCUGCAAAUCUCACUCAUUGUUCCCAACGAAACUAUUGCCUUUUCUUAUAUAUAUAUUUUUCUAAUAAAUUCCCUCUCUGUUUCCAACAAUGGAACAGUCAGCAUCAAACCUCAAACUCUUUCACUUCUAGUGGUUUCACUUGGUCACUCCAACUAAAGCCCUUCAAUUUCAUAUCAUGCUCGUGUAAAUCGAAAAUGGGUUGUCUUGUUAUUGCUUCAGUUUGUUUCUGCUGAUUGGAAUGAGCUUGAGAAGUUGAUUUUCUUUUCUGUCUUACGUUUGUUUUCGUAGAACAAAUAUAUAAUUAGAAAAAUGAUAUCGGGAGGGAUGAAUUUGGUGAUGACAAUUAUAGGUUUCACAGCGAGUAUUAUGUUCAUAGUUUUUAUUUGUACACGUCUGAUUUGUGCUCGGAUUCAGCUCAGAGCUUCUCGGAGAUCCCUCGCAGUUUCUUCAAGAUCUGAUCUUAGUGUGCUCGAACGGGGUACACACGGUCUUGAGCCUGUUGUUGUUGCAAAUUUCCCGACGAAGAAUUUCUGUGAGGAGUGCUUCUCAGCUAACAAAGAUGCUCAGUGCACAGUUUGCCUUUCAGAAUACAGUUGGGAAGACACCUUGCGAAUCCUCCCCUACUGCGGGCACUCCUUCCAUGUAACAUGCAUCGAUAUAUGGCUACAACAGCAUUCCACAUGCCCUGUUUGCCGAGUAUCACUACGCGAAUUUCCCGAUAAGAAACGGUCGAUGCAACCAUUGUUCAGUUCUGCCAUUCGAUCGCAUUUCGCCAGAGAGUCUUUCGACACACACGCUUACAACUGUUUGUUGAGGGGGCAGGGUUUUCCAUUGAGAACCCACAACAACCCUGCAAUGGAACCGAUUCAAGGGAACUCUUAUGUAAGCGUGGGGAGAAAUGGAAACCCAGAAACAGGGGAAAACAUGUCCCGUACGAUUGAAGAUGAUGAAAACGCCAUUAAAGAGUCGAUAAAGAAGCUUGUGGAAUGCCCUUCAAACCCUUGAAUUAUCCUUGUUAGUUGAUUGUAAAGGUCUCCUGGUUGUGAAGUGGAUUAGUUUCCUUUGUUAUUUUUUUGGUGUAUUCUUGUAAA
Molecule: messenger RNA, 1185 nt
Organism: Hibiscus syriacus
Lineage: Eukaryota; Viridiplantae; Streptophyta; Magnoliopsida; Malvales; Malvaceae
Product: RING-H2 finger protein ATL39-like
Exons: 3
Coding region: 404-1099 (231 amino acids)
Source: RefSeq, a predicted model, not a curated record